This is a messenger RNA of Daucus carota subsp. sativus, 2021 nucleotides long. RefSeq names its product laccase-22. Bases 75 to 1745 code for a protein of 556 amino acids. Gene Ontology annotation, biological process: lignin catabolic process. Gene Ontology annotation, molecular function: hydroquinone:oxygen oxidoreductase activity; copper ion binding. The record is from RefSeq and is a predicted model, not a curated record. Lineage: Eukaryota; Viridiplantae; Streptophyta; Magnoliopsida; Apiales; Apiaceae. The transcript is spliced from 6 exons. Gene Ontology annotation, cellular component: apoplast.
CAAAUCACACACAUUACAUAAAAAGUGUGGAAAAAUAAUAAUAUCAAGAACUACAUAUUACAAGCUAAUACACAAUGGCAUAUAGGUUUAGCAUGAUUCUAAUAUUUCUGGCAGCUGUCCUCUUUCCAGCACCAGUUGAAUCUGCUGUUCGUCACUACAAGUUCAAUGUUGUGAUGACAAAUGUAACAAAACUUUGUGCAACGAAGUCCAUUGUUACAGUCAAUGGGAAGUUUCCAGGGCCUCCGAUUUAUGCAAGGGAAGGCGAUACAGUGAUUGUCAAAGUUAUCAACAAUGUUCAGUACAAUGUGACAAUUCACUGGCAUGGCGUGCGGCAGCUGAGAACAGGUUGGGCUGAUGGACCUGGAUACAUCACACAAUGCCCGAUACAGACGGGGCAGAGCUACGUUUACAACUUCACCCUCACAGGACAAAGAGGGACAUUACUUUGGCAUGCACAUAUUUCUUGGCUUAGGGCAACUCUACAUGGUGCAAUUGUUAUAUUGCCUAAGAAGAAAGUUCCUUACCCAUUUCCAAAACCUCACAAGGAAAAAGUCAUCAUUUUAGGGGAGUGGUGGAAAUCAGACGUCGAAACUGUGAUCAACCAGGCCAUGCAGACGGGUCUGCCACCGAAUUUAUCUGAUGCACAUACCAUUAACGGACGUCCAGGACCUGCUCCUAAUUGCUCUUUGUCUUCAGGAUAUACACUAAACGUUAAGAGUGGCAAGACAUAUUUGUUGCGCAUCAUCAACGCUGCUUUAAACGAUGAUCUCUUCUUCAAGAUUGCCAACCACAAUCUAACUGUUGUUGACGUAGAUGCCUGUUACACAAAACCAAUCAAAACAGACAUUAUUUUCAUAGCUCCAGGCCAGACCACAAAUGCUCUUCUAACAGCAGAUCAAGCCCCUGGAAAAUACUCAAUAGCUAUUUCACCUUUUAUGGACACUGUGGUCCCUGUUGACAACAUGAUCUCCACGGGUGCUGUACGUUACAAAGGUCUUCCUCCAUUUCCUAAAACAACCCUUACUGCAAUGCCUCCCAAAAAUGCCACCCCAGUGGUGAAAUCAUACCUAAAUUCUCUACGUAGCCUCAACUCGAAACAGUUCCCUAGUAAAGUCCCUCUGGAUAUUGAUCAUUCCUUGUUUUUGACUAUCGGUGUUGGGAUGAAUCCCUGUGCUACAUGUGUUAAUGGAACAAAAUCUGUGGGAGAUAUCAACAAUAUUACUUUUGUAAUGCCUACUACUGCUAUACUUCAAGCUCAUUAUUAUGGCAUUGGAGGUGUUUUUACUGAUGAUUUCCCUGGAAAUCCACCAAUGCCUUUUAAUUAUACGGGGAGUGUACCAACUAAUAUGCAGACUAUGAACGGGACUAAAGUUUACAGAGUAGCAUACAAUUCUACAGUUCAAGUUGUGUUACAGGGUACAUCUUUUAUAGCACCUGAGAGUCAUCCAACACAUCUGCAUGGUCAUAAUUUCUAUACUGUUGGAAGUGGUUCGGGUAAUUAUGAUCCCGAAAAGGACCCCAAAUCAUUUAACCUUGUUGAUCCUGUCGAGAGAAAUACUAUGAGUGUACCUACUGCUGGAUGGAUUGCUAUCAGAUUUCUGGCCGAUAAUCCAGGUGUGUGGUUUCUGCAUUGUCAUCUGGAAGUGCACACAUCCUGGGGCUUAAAGAUGGCGUUUCUGGUGGAUGAUGGUGAAGGGCCAACGCAGUCUCUUCCACCGCCUCCAAGUGACCUCCCAAAAUGUUAAGAGGAUUAGAUUAGGAAUUCGACAUGGGAAAAGAAUCAGGGGGAUUGUUGCUUGUGAAUUAAUGCAGAGAUUCAGACAAAAAUUGAUGAUUGAACAAACAUGUGUGUGUGAUGUUUGCACAAGAGGAAAUAAAAUAGCUCCAAGAAUAGAUGGUAAAAGUUUCAUUUUAUGUGAUUUAUUUCAGUGUUGAAGGGACUUUUAAAUUUGAAUGUGAAUUUGUUACUCAGGGUCUGAAUGUAAGGGUUGUGUUGAAGAUACAGAGUCAUUUCUUUUUCA